This is a messenger RNA of Pseudogymnoascus destructans, 3337 nucleotides long. RefSeq lists its product as uncharacterized. Lineage: Eukaryota; Fungi; Ascomycota; Leotiomycetes; Thelebolales; Thelebolaceae. The record is from RefSeq and is a predicted model, not a curated record. Bases 404 to 3337 code for a protein of 977 amino acids. The transcript is spliced from 4 exons.
UAAUUCAUAUACCUCCUAUUAUCAUCCGGGGUUGGAGGGGAUACUGAAACCUGGAAACCUGUCUAUUUGUAAAUAUUCGCUUCCAGCCACUCCAAGUUACUGACUGUACUACCAACGUUGCUGUACCAACUCCCAGCCUCGUCGACCCAACAAGGCACAUAUAACAAACAACUACCGACAAUCGCUGUCGCCUCUAAUGCAAUUGCCAUCUAAUAUAUCAUUCGCAACCUAGUUCCAUUGCCUCCGCUCGCUAGAAUAUGGUCAGCUGGAUUCCGCACCUUUUAUAACUUCUAGGUACUUUUGUACCCUUACUCGACUCGACGUCAACAACAACACAACCCGCUGCCAACGGCCACAAACGCUCUUCCGUCGGCCCCCCUUCAACACACAACAAAUCGCAAGCAUGGCGGAAAAGACGAAAGUCCAUUCGGCGGGCAUAUUCGCCGACAUGACGGUGGACGGCCCUGACAUCGGGACUUUGGUGAUUAUCGUGGAUCGCGCGAAGAAUCUGCCCAACCGGAAGUCCAUUGGGAAGCAAGACCCGUACUGUGCGGCGCGACUUGGGAAGGAGGCGAAGAAGACGAACACAGACCGUCGCGGUGGCCAGACGCCGAAGUGGGACCAGGAACUCCGUUUCGCAGUCCACGAUUCUCCCGACUAUUAUCAGCUCAAGGUUUCCGUUUUCAACGAUGAUAAGAAGACGGAUCUCAUUGGGGAGGCUUGGGUAAACCUCCAAGACGUGCUCGUGCCAGGUGGCGGCCAGAACGACCUGUGGCACACGCUGAAUUGCCGUGGAAAAUACGCGGGAGAGAUCAGAAUCGAGAUCACCUAUUACGACACGAGGCCUAAGCAAGAGAAGCUGAGAGAGAGAGUCAGGGAAGGCGCACCAAGCGCAGUGGAAGGAGGACCCAGAGAGUCCCUGAGCGGACCAAGAGGCCCUAAGGAGAAACUGAUGAAGAGGAGGCCGCUGCCGAGCGACCCUACGGGCGCAACACCGAGCCCGAUUGAGACUCCGGAGCGGGUAUUACCACAGCCCUCGAGGGGAUAUACAAAUGGGACGCCGGACCACCCGCCUCAGCAGCCUAAAAUGCAUGCUGCGCCAGUGCCGGAGUACACUCAAUCCCCGCAGCCGAUUGCAUACAACACGCCCGAGCAUGUCCAGCCUCCGCAGCAAAGGCAGUAUGCCACCCCUGAGCAUGUCCAGGUUCAGCAGCCGCGGGGAUCAGCAUAUAAUACGCCGCCGACCUAUAUUCAGGCACAAUCUCCUCUGCAGAAUCUGGAGUAUAACACUCCGACGCAUGUCAGGACGCACUCUCAAGUUAUCCAAGGACGAUAUGGACCUACUGGAAUGGACCAGCCGCCGCUACAAACAGACUAUAAUACCCCACCGCCACAUGUUCUCCCGCAAUCUCACAGCAAGCAUGUAUCGCCUGCUAUCAAGAGCUACAACCAAGCACCAGGCAUGGCGCCUGACAGGCACCAUCCACGGGAUAUGUACAACGAUAGACAUGACGAUGGCCAGCCUCGUGAAGAGAACUACAACGGUAGCAAUGUCUCCAGUAGACACGAGGAUCCUUACACCCGCAGCCGCAACGAUCUUCGACAGGAGUAUGCACCCCAACAAAUGGCCUACGAACCGCCUGUUUCGGAUUACGAUCCUCCAUCGAGCCCCGAUGGGCCACCACCGCCACCGCCAGUACACAGAGUUCAUCAAACCGCUGUUGCGCCUGCAUCUAGCCCUGGCUAUGGGUUUCCUCCACCAAACCCAACGAGAGAGGCCCAGUUUGAUCACCUGAGGCAAGAUAACCCAAGGCAAUCUAUGCCAGCUUAUUCUCAGAAUGUUCCACAACAGCCACAGCCGUACACUCCUCCACGCCAGCAACAUGCUCCGGCGCCGGCACCACCACCCUCAUCGUAUGGCCAGCAGGACCACUACCAAGGAUCCAGGUCAAGGCAUAACUCAUACGACGAUAGAUACCACAACAGCACGUUCAGCUCUAUGCAGCCGACAGUUGAGGACGCGCCACCAUCACCCACCCCGUUUGCUACUGCUUCGCACCGAGCUAGCGAGCCGCAGAUGUCACAAUAUGGAGACCGACGAUACGAUGAUGUUCCAUCUCCGGCGCCUCUGAACUUGAAUGGCAUGGGAAGUACAACAUCUGGAAACUACAAGAUGAAUUCCAAUGCUUAUAAAAACAAUGCAUCGCACGAAGCCAUUGACAACCGACAUUCUGAUCCUUAUUAUGACCAGCCACCGCCAGCACGGUCAUACACUCAAGAUUCGAUUGAGCCACCACAAACUAGCCCAAUGCCAUCGCUCCCUCCAUCGCUGGUAGCCGGCUUUGACCCCCUAAUCCAGCGCGGGAUCUCCGACAGGAUCCACUCCGACACCCGGCCUAGAGACGACAGCUACUCCCAGUUCUCCUCCGCACCAACGCAUUACUCCGAGUCGCCGCAGUCAUACCAGCCCCCGAAACCUCAAUACCACAACGAUGCCCGCUCAGAGCACUACACCCAGCCCAUGGGCUACCCACCCCAAGCCGCCCCCGCCGACCGCCAAUCCCGCGGCAUCCCAUCCACCUACACUAACCCACACCCACACCAUCCACCGCAAAUCCGUCUCCCCCGCCCCCCCUCCCCCUCCCCGCGUCCCCUCUCCUCCUCCGUCCCCUUCGGCCCUGACGACUAUUCAUCACUAAACCCGCACGCACCAGCAGUCACACCCACCGAGCCCGAUCCAGACGCAAAAAUCAUCCUCUACGACGGCAGAGAAGUCGAUCCCUCCGACCAUCUCCCGCAGGCGUCAUGGGCUGCCCUGCCGCCGAAUCUGCAGAAGAAACUCGACGCCGCGGCGCGCCAGCGCGCGCCUGCUGCUGGGGGGGCGCGGAGAAUGGAAAGGCGCGAGCGCCCGCAGAGCUCGUAUGCGGAACAGACGCCGGCGCCGGCGGCGCAGGGACGGACGAGGUUGCAGAAGAAGGCUCAUCGGGUGUCUGCUGCGCCGGCGCCGGUGGGGGGGUCGAGCCCGUUGGCGCCGAUUAUCGACGCCUGGGUCGAGGGAUGGGGGGGGAGGAGUCUGCCGAGGGCGCAGGCGGGGGAUUGGGGGGGAGAGGAGUAUGGAGGGGUGAAUGGGUAUAGUACGGGGUCGCCGGGGUAUAGGGGACAGGGAGGUUGUGGGGGAAUGGGGGGGCCGCCGCCGGUGCCGGGGAAGGUGCCGAUGAGUGCGGGGCAGGGGAGGGGGGAGCCGCAGGAGAAUGCGUGGGCGCUGUUGGAGGAGAUGAAGAGUAUUGAUCUUGGGAGUGGGAGGGCGAGGAGGAGGAAGGGGGGUGCGGUUGUUUGA